AUACCUUUUUUGAGACUGCCAAGGUGGCUAAGCGCUGGGGGGAGUACUUUUGUGAACUCUUAAAUGCGGGAGGAGAGCAGAGGCUAGUUCUUGAUGAGCUGGGGCAGUCCGGGGCGUCUCGUGUAUAUUGCCGGCGCAUUUGCCUGGAAGAGGUGGUUCGGGCUCUCCGCGGGAUGCGUUGUGGGAGAGCUUUGGGACCAGAUGAGAUUCCGGUGGAGUUUUGGAAGCAUGCGGGUCAUGGUGCGUGGGUUUGGUUAACCAAACUCUUCAAUGUCAUCUUCCGGACAGCAAGGAUGCCGGAUGAGUGGAGGGAGAGCCUCUUGGUCCCCCUGUUUAAAGGCAAAGGUGACAUCCAGAGCUGCGAGAAUUACAGAGGCAUCAAACUGCUUAGCCACACCAUGAAGGUUUGGGAGCGAGUCAUUGAGUAUAGGGUGCGGAAAGGGGUAUGCAUCUCUGAGAACCAGUUUGGUUUCAUGCCUGGCAGAUCGACUACAGAGGCCAUUCACCUCGUGAGGAGGUUAAUGGAAGAGUAUAGGGCUAGGAAGAAGGACCUUCAUACGGUGUUCAUUGAUCUCGAGAAGGCGUACGAUAGGGUGCAAAGCGAGGUCUUAUGGAGGUGCCUUGAGACGAGAGGAGUUCCCAUCACGUACACUCGCGCGAUCAAGGAUAUGUACGAUGGGGCUAUGACUAGGGUAAGGACCUUCGGGGGCGACUCUGAGUCAUUCUCGGUAGGGAUGGGGUUGCACCAGGGGUCUGCCCUUAGCCCUUUUUUGUUCGCCUUGGUGAUGGACGUCCUAACUCAAGGUGUGCAAGAAGGGGUCCCAUGGUGCAUGCUUUUCGCAGAUGAUAUUGUGCUUAUCGACGAUACACGUGAGGGACUAAACGAUAAGUUGGAACGAUGGCGCCUUGCCCUUGAGACUAAAGGGUUCAGAAUAAGUAGGAACAAGACUGAAUACAUGGAGUGUCGUUUCAGCGGCAGGGAAACAGAAUCAGAGGUGGAAGUUAGGAUUGACUCUCACCUAGUACCUAAGUUAGACAGGUUUCGAUAUCUUGGCUCGAUUUCGCCCAGGAUGAAAGGCAAGUUCUACCGAUCCGUAGUCAGACCUGCUAUGUUAUAUGGGGCAGAGUGUUUGGCGGUUAAGAAGACUCAUGUGCGUCGUCUGCAUGCGGCGGAGAUGCGGAUGUUACGAUGGAUGUGUGGGAAGACAAGGUUGGAUAGGAUUUCGAACGAAGUUAUCCGACGUCAGGUAGGCAUGGCGCCGGUGGAAGAUAAAUUGCGGGAAGCGAGGUUGAGAUGGUUUGGUCAUGUGAGACGGCGGGAUGCUGACGCCCCUGUUGAGCCGGGGGUUUCUUGGAAACAGCCUCCCUGCUUCCGAGUAGGGGAAAGCGAGGAGUUUGAAUUCCAGCAUAACGGCAGUAAGGAUGUGGCAGAGGACCCGCCGUCGAGGCUGAUCGGCCAGUUUCUCAACAAACAGAGGGCGGCCGGGGGAGAGAUAUGUCUGGACAUGGACAUGGAAAUGGAUGAGUUGCGCGAUAGCAGCUCGGGUGCAUGUGCAUGUUCCCUCGUUAGUUUUCCUCCCCACGAACCCUAUUUCUCUAAUCGCUACAAAAGCAAUCGGAUCUCCGCAUCCAAAGAUCUCAAAGUUCAAUUCAUUGAAGAGAAUUCGGGAGAUUCAACGCCUCCCAACAGCAGAGUGGUCGAUAUCGCCCUCGAUCAUCACCAACAAAAUCAUUCUCCAUCAUCUUCGUCGUCAUCAUCUAAUGAUGACGACGAUGAUGAAGAGAUGAUGGAGCCGCCUCAACAACAAAAACAACAACGUAGUAGGAGAAGAACGUCAGGCAGCAUGACUUUCAGCUUUAACAACAACAAGAACGUUGUUGAGGGGAGUAGAGGAGGAGAUGGCCAUGUGGUGAAAUGCACCUCCUUCCAGAGGAGGGGCAGUUUCAUGGCGGGGAGAAGGAUGAUAAACAAAACAAAGUCAAGGCUAAUGGAUGACAUUGUGGUAGUCCCGGACGUGGUAGUUUCAGAGAAGAAGUCUGGGAGGAUAUUUGGGAAAUCAUCUGUUCAAACCAUGAGGUCUUCCGGACUGAUGAUGGGAAAGUCGCCCGAAGAGGAGGAAGACGAUCCUCUUUUGGACGACUUUGACAUCCCAGAGGAAUUCAAAAGUUCCAAGAUAGACGCGCUCACCCUGGCACAAUGGAUCAGCUUGGUGGUCAUUGUGACGUCUUUGGUAUGCACCCUUUGCUUCCCUAGCCUCAAGGCCUACAGAAUGAGGGGCCUGAGGCUCUGGAAGUGGGAGGUCCUCAUUCUGGUGUUGAUAUGCGGGAGGUUAGUAUCAGGAUGGGCCAUCAGGGUGGGCGUGUUUUUUAUCGAGAGGAACUUUCUACUGAGGAAGAGGCUGUUGUAUUUCGUGUAUGGGGUGAGGAAAGCGGUGCAGAACUGCAUGUGGCUGGGGCUGGUGCUCAUCGCGUGGCACUCCAUGUUUGAUAAGAAGGUGGAGGGGAACAACGACUUCCUCCAAUCUGUCAACAAGAUCAUGGUGUGCAUGCUAAUCGGCAUCACCCUUUGGCUACUCAAGACUCUCAUGGUUAAAGUACUGGCUUCUUCAUUCCACGUUAGCAAAUUCUUCGACCGUAUUCAGGAGUCGCUGUUCAACCAGUAUAUCAUCGAGGCUCUGUCGGGUCCCCCUUUGAACGAGAUACACAGCCAGCAGGAGGAGGAGGACAGGGCGAUGGCGGAGGUGUGGAAGCUUCAGGAUGCCGGGGCGAAGUUGCCCCCGGAGCUUAAAGCAUCUGCUUUUAAGCACCUAAAGAGCAACAACUUUAGCAGGGUGGUUGAUCACGGUGGUGGUGGUGGAGGGGCGACGCCAACAAAAAUCUCUGGCAUCAUAUCCACCAGAAGUGUGGCGGAGGAGGCAGAGGAGCAUGAGCAUCAUCAAGGGAUAACAAUUGAUUUUCUACAUAAGUUAAACCCGAGGAACAUUUCAGCAUGGAACAUGAAGAGGUUGGUGAAAAUGGUCCGGCACGGGGUGCUGUCUACGCUGGAUGAGCAAAUCCAUUGCACGGCACAGAAGUACGAAGCCAACCAGAUCAGGAGCGAGUGCGAGGCUAAAUUGGCUGCCAGGAAGAUAUUUCAUAAUGUGGCCAAGCCCAAGUCCAACUCCAUCUACUUGGACGACUUGAGGCGCUUCUUGCGACAAGAGGAAGCAGUGCAAGCCAUGAAUCUUCUGGGCGGAUCGCGCGAUUGCAGAAGGAUCAGAAAAGCGUCCCUUAAAAAUUGGGUGGUUAAUGUGUUCAGAGAAAGAAGAGCAUUAGCACUAACGUUGGACGACACAAAAACAGCGGUUAAAAAGUUGCACCAGAUGGUGACGGUGUUGGUGGCGGUCAUCAUUUUCCUCAUCAGCCUGGUAAUCCUAGGAUUUGUAACGGGAAGGGAUCUUAUGUACAUAAGCUCCCAGGUGGUCAUCGUGACAUUCAUUUUUGGGAACCAAUGCAAGAACGUGUUCGAGGCAAUCAUAUUCUUGUUCGUGAUGCAUCCGUUCGACGUGGGGGACAGAUGCGAGGUGGACGGAGUUGAGAUGGUGGUGGAAGAGAUGAACAUCUUGACAACUGUGUUCUUGAGGUACGACAAUCUGAAGGUACACUUCCCGAACAGCACGCUAGCAAUGCGGCCCAUAGGGAACUUCUACCGGAGCCCGGACAUGGGAGACUCAGUGGACUUCUUGGUCCACAUAGCGACGCCAAUGGACAAGAUAAAAGUGAUGAACCAGAGGAUAGUGAACUUUGUGGAAAGCAAGAAGGAGCACUGGUAUUCGUCCCCCAUGGUGGUGUUGAUGAACAUUGAGGAUAUGAACAAGCUGAAAAUGUCAGUGUUGCUGAGACACAAGAUGAACUUCCAAGACAUGGGAGAGAGGUGGCUGCGACGCGCUCAGCUGGUGGAUGAGAUGGUUAAAAUAUUCAAGGAGAUGGACAUAGACUACCGACUCUACCCUGUCGACAUUAACGUUCGGGCGAUGCCCACCAUUCAGUCCACCCGACACCCACCUAAGUGGCAGCCUCCCUCCAUCCCAGAUCCAUCCCAAAUGGAUGUUUAUCCGGGACCUAUUUCACGAGACGUUUUAGUUCUUGAAGGCGGAGUACAUAGACCACCUCGUGUUAUAGAGAUCUUACAAGAUUAUGGAUUUUAUGGGGUGGAGAAAGUGGGUGGAUUACAGUUAGAUUGGGCUCUGAUCACUUCUUUAGUGGAGAGAUGGAAACCCGAGACCCAUUCAUUCCAUCUUCCCUUUGGAGAGGUGGGAAUUACGCUACAAGAUGUUGAGGUUUUACUUGGAUUGCCCGUUGAUGGCAUUCCAUUGUCGGGGGGCACUAGUCGAUCAAGAGAUCAGUGGAUUCAGAUUUGUCAUGACACGAUGGGUUUUAGACCCGAACCUUCUGAUAUUACAUCUUCUACGAUUAAGAUAUCUGCAAUUGAUCCGAAGGCGCUGACAGAGCAUAGUGAUGAAGUUGAUUACCAACAGCAUGCUAGAGCUAUCAUGUUUAAGUUGAUGGGUGGCAGCUUAUUUCCCUACACGACGGGAAAUAAGAUUGGAGGGUGUCUUAUCCUCUUACAGCUUUGGGCAUGGGAACGUCUGCCUAUGACUAGACCUAGGGGCGUUGUACCAUUGGAGCAGUUGGUUAAUGUUCCAUAUGGAGUCAGUAGUGAUGUAAUUCAAGACGGAUUCCAAGGCGUGGAAUCUGUCUAUGGUAAAUUCCCCAGACAUCAAGCAGGGGUUUAUGUUGGUUCACGACCUCUCCCAAUCAACGACGAACCAACAUGGCGGCAUUUUUUACGAAAAGCAUCACGUGAAUACGAUGCAGUUGAAGUAUUCAUCGUGGUGUCUAAAAAUGUUGAGGAGGAAGUUGAGGUGGAAGAGGAUGGUUAUCCAUUCUUUCAGCAACCAAUGGAUCAGCCAUCUUCAUCCCAUUACGCUCAACACCUUGAUAGCGAUCCAGAUGAUGCUGAGUACGUUGCACCCUUAGAGGAAGAUGAAGGCUCUUCAGAAGAGGAAUAGGAUAUAUCAUCAGAUGAAGGAGACGAUGGAGACAACGAGGUUGCAAUGCCACAUUUAGAAGAAUUCCAACGACGCAAAACGCAUAGAUCUUUGCAACCAACCUUCCAUGUACCAAUUAUUGAGGUUGGUAAUACGUAUCCUUCUUUUCAAAGUUUACAAGAAGCUGUGUCAUUACGUAACAUUGCAAAGCAUAGACACUUUCGCACAGUUGCGAAAAGGAGUCGUUAUUGGAGAGCUAGUUGUGUAUACACCCCCCAAUGUACUUGGUUCAUCCAAGCCGCAGAGAAUGCAGGGACAAGUAUUUGGACCAUAAAGCAAUACCAGGGGU
Molecule: messenger RNA, 5379 nt
Organism: Cuscuta campestris
Lineage: Eukaryota; Viridiplantae; Streptophyta; Magnoliopsida; Solanales; Convolvulaceae
Source: the annotation of a GenBank genome assembly